Messenger RNA from Chlamydomonas reinhardtii, 1201 nucleotides. RefSeq lists its product as uncharacterized. The transcript is spliced from 4 exons. The coding region runs from base 56 to 721 and encodes 221 amino acids. The record is from RefSeq and is a predicted model, not a curated record. Lineage: Eukaryota; Viridiplantae; Chlorophyta; Chlorophyceae; Chlamydomonadales; Chlamydomonadaceae.
CAACCGCUUUUGACUCAUUAGAUAAUUAGGUUCCAUAUCAGCGGCGCCUUUUGCUAUGGAGCCUGGCGGGAAUUCAGUUCUGCUCGGGCCUUGGGUCACGGUCUUCAGCCUUGUCGCGCUGCUUCUUAUCAAUGGGGUAGUGUGGCUGGUGCGGCGACAUAAGAACGCGACCACGGGCGUCCGUCGCGCCAGGCUGAAUGCCGAGAUAGGUUACCUGCGGCGGGAAAGCGCCAAGCUCAACGCGCCCGCCACCUACGCCAAGUGUGCCAAGUUCCAGCGCCUAGCCAAUGCCAAGGACAAGGAGCUGGCGGAGCUCACCGCCGCACCCGCAGUGCCCGGCCUGGGCGACCGGAUGGUGCUGCUAGCAAAUGCAGUCAAGUUACUGGCAGUGGGCGCUGCCAGCCUGUGGCUGUGGGACACGCCGGUGGCGCAGGUGGCGCCGCGCAGCCUGCUGUCGCCUCUGGGAGGGCUGUUGGCCUUCCCGCGCGGCAGCGAGCUGGCGCCGUUUGGCGUCAUCACGCUCACACCCUGGCUGUUUGUGGCGGACAGCGCCACCAAGUCGCUGGUGCGGGCGGUGUUCCCCACGCCCAGCGCCGGCAGCACUGGCGUGGCGGCCCUAGAUGUAGAGCAGCUGACGAGGGAGGCGGACGCGGCCGGCCGCAUCCGCCCGUACUCGGCAGCUGCCGCGGCGGCGUCGGCGGCAGCUAGCACGCAAGGGUAGUGACCAUGGGUAGAGGCUGGAGGUCGGUGGAGCUGCGCAGUUAAGCGCGGACCCGCUGGGUUGGUAGCAAGUGCUUGGAGGGGCGUCCAUUGCUGCCAGGUGCUCUGUAAUGCGCUAGAUACACAAGACUUAUUGCGUUGUUGACGUUUGUUAUCGAAGAUGCUUGAAGGAAACGAAAUGUGAAAGACGCAAGUAGGUUGUGUUAAGAAGAGCAUCUGUAUGUGUGACAAGACAUGUUGGCAGUCAGUUGCUCCAAGGCCAUGAGUCCACGAGUUGUUAACGCUGGGAUGAGUACUACUUCGGUGCCCCUCGGCAAGGAGCCAUGCGAGCUGGCUUGCGCGGAGGCAAUGACGCCAGGCGAAUCAGGGGCAGGCAGCCAGGCAGGACGGGUUGACAGCCGGCCAUACUGUUGCGAUCAGCACAUCGGAUAUGAUAAAAGUUGUAAAUCUCAUAGCCUUAUACAUGUAAAACAAGCUAGUG